AUUUAAUUCAUUAACACCUGGUACUCUACAUAUGGGAUCGACCAGAUCUGACACUUCGAGCAGCAGAAGACGAUGGACAUUAAAGCUUGUUGUAUCAUCAGAAGGGACAGAAAAGGUUGAUAUUGAGCUGACAGAUAGAUCAAGCACCGAUUCAAAUCAAUCAAUUACAUCCAUUUCUGUACAGGUAUAUGUACAGCUAGCUGUAUCAAUGUACAGAUAUGUACAGCUGGCUAUAUUUAUGUAGAUAUGUUUAUGUAUCUAGCAGUAUCAAUGUACAUUACAGAGCUAGCAGUAUUAAUGUAAAGGUAUAUGUACACUGUACAGGCUAUAUUAAUGUAAAUGUUUAUGUACAGCUAGGCAUAUUUAUGUAGAUGUAUAUGUACAGCUGGCCAUAAUAUUCUAAA
This is a messenger RNA of Eurytemora carolleeae, 404 nucleotides long. RefSeq lists its product as uncharacterized. Lineage: Eukaryota; Metazoa; Arthropoda; Copepoda; Calanoida; Temoridae. The record is from RefSeq and is a predicted model, not a curated record.